Balearica regulorum gibbericeps (East African grey crowned-crane) is the source of this 1384-nucleotide messenger RNA. NCBI's taxonomy places the organism in Eukaryota, Metazoa, Chordata, Aves, Gruiformes, Gruidae. The record is from RefSeq and is a predicted model, not a curated record.
AUGUUGGACCCCAAAUGGGACAGAAAGCGGACUCGAGAAUUUAUAGAAUCAGAUUUUUCAGAAAGUAAGAGAAGCAAAAAAGGAGAUAAAAACGGGAAGGGUCUGAGGCAUUUUUCAAUGAAAGUCUGUGAAAAAGUUCAACGUAAAGGAACAACGUCAUACAAUGAAGUUGCUGAUGAGCUGGUAUCAGAAUUCACAAAUUCUAACAGCCACCUGUCUACGGACUCGGCUUAUGAUCAGAAAAACAUUAGACGGAGAGUUUACGAUGCCCUUAAUGUCCUGAUGGCAAUGAACAUAAUUUCAAAGGAGAAGAAGGAAAUCAGAUGGAUCGGCCUUCCUACCAACUCAGCUCAGGAAUGUCAGAAUCUAGAGAUAGAAAAACAGAAGAGGAUUGAAAGGAUAAAACAGAAGCGAGCCCAACUUCAAGAACUGCUGCUGCAGCAAAUAGCAUUCAAAAACUUGGUCCAAAGAAAUCAGCAAAACGAACAACAAAAUCAAGGCCCUCCAGCUUUGAACUCAACCAUACAGCUGCCUUUCUUAAUAGUCAACACGAGCAAAAGAACAGUUAUAGACUGCAGCAUAUCAAGUGAUAAAUUUGAAUACCUCUUUAAUUUUGAUAACACUUUUGAGAUUCAUGACGACAGCGAAGUGCUGAAGAGAAUGGGAAUGUCCUUUGGGCUUGAGGCAGGCAAAUGCUCAGCUGAGGACCUAAGAGCUGCAAAAUCACUGGUGCCAAAAGCUUUAGAAGGCUACAUCACAGAUAUGUCUGCAGGAUUUUCAUGGAUAAACAAAGGGUUACUUUCAAGUUCAGCACAAGCAGUUUCACAUUUAGAGGUAGCAGGAGGCACUUCUGAUGCUAAAUCAAGUGAGAACCCAGGGUUGUGUUUGGAUGCUGAAGUGGCCUUAGCAACCGGGCAGUUUCUUGCCCCUAGCAGUCAACAGUCCAGCAGUGCAACAUCACGCUACUCUGAGUCACGGGGAGAAACUCCAUGCUCAUUCAAUGAUGAAGAUGAAGAGGAUGAAGAUGAGGAUUCUUCCUCCCCAGAAUAAGGACAGUAGAAAAUGGAAUAUACAAAAUGCUGCUCAAAUAUUCUUAAUGGGAGCUCCUGUUUGGAUUUUACUUAAGUUCCUUGCCUUGGUUUGCACUGUGUUCAGUGAAGCAAAAUGGAAGCUUCAAAACAAUUUCAUCCACAGCUGAAAUUGAAAAGUUUUUGUAACUGAACACAGAGUGACAUGCGGACACAGAGCAAAGUGGGUUUUAUCAACUAUAGCCACAGAAAAGAACAAAGUCCCUGGAGAUUUGGCAAAGUAAACAUCAAGUUCACAUUUUCCACUUUGGGACAUUCUGUCUUGUCUCUGUCUUCCCCUUAUCUUUACCAGAUGG